Messenger RNA from Nothoprocta perdicaria, 6451 nucleotides. RefSeq names its product adenylate cyclase 7 (gene ADCY7). Gene Ontology annotation, molecular function: adenylate cyclase activity. Gene Ontology annotation, biological process: cAMP biosynthetic process; adenylate cyclase-inhibiting G protein-coupled receptor signaling pathway; adenylate cyclase-activating G protein-coupled receptor signaling pathway. Gene Ontology annotation, cellular component: plasma membrane. Bases 660 to 3878 code for a protein of 1072 amino acids. NCBI's taxonomy places the organism in Eukaryota, Metazoa, Chordata, Aves, Tinamiformes, Tinamidae. The record is from RefSeq and is a predicted model, not a curated record. The transcript is spliced from 28 exons.
AUCGGUCACGACUGCAUCGGAAACGAAUAGGCGGCAGUGAAGGUUUUUGUUUGACAUAUCCCGGGCGUUGAAGUGUGGGCGUCCUCAGCUGGGAGUUUUAAAAGUGGCGAGCACGCGAUCUGCGAGACGUGGCGUCAAGGAUCAUUCCUGUCCGCGUGCUCUGCUGCCUGAGUCUCCACGCGAUCAAGCAGAUCACAGCAGAGAAACACUCCUCGUGCCGAGGAAUUCCAGGCACUGGUGACAGAGAGUGAGCGUCCAUCUGGGUCAGUGAAACGCAACGGGUACCACUCCCAACCCUUCUGAGAGUUCAUCCCAGCAAGGGAAUUUCAAGCUUAUGGGAAGGCGUUAGAGACUGGCAAAGUAAAAAAGACAAAACCUGCCCCCACAAGAGUGUAAGCUGAUGCAGAAGACAAUGCAUGGAGGUGGAGAUGAAUAGCCCAUGGAUUCGGGGAGGGUAGCUCUUUUGCUGUUGGCUGUGUUGGAAAUCGGAAGCUGAUGCUCAGGAGCAGUGAAAACCCCGCAUGCGGGUCGCUCGCCGUGUCUGAAGAGUACAGGAGCGGCAGAGGAAGUGCACAAGCGUGCUCUGAACAAGUAGCCUGAGCUGUGUCUUAUUGUGUCACCGGGGACCGAGUGAGAAGCAACAGCCAGGCGGGGAUAAAAUGCCAGCGAAGGGUAAAUACUUCUUUAACGAGAACGACGACUGCAAGAUAACAGACCCGCUCUACGAGAAGUACCGCUACACGAGCCAGCAGCACCCGCUGCUGCUGCUGCUGCUCUUCAUCGCCAUCGCCUUCUGGACCACACUCAUCGUUAUCUUUUUUGUCACAGAUGAAAGACAUGAUCACCUUGCCUUCAUUAUUACAGUAUGUACUGCUCUUGUCGUAUUUGCAGUCAUAUACUUGCUUUUAUGUAUUGGAUCCUUAUUUCGGAGAUGGCUAACAUUAUUUGGAGUUAUAAUUUGGAUUAGCUUCGUAACCAUAGGAUAUGUGUCUAUUUUUGAAAAAGAAAAUGAUUUUCCACCAUGGGAACAGGUGCCAUUUUUCCUAUUCCUUAUCUUCAUGGUUUAUACCAUGCUCCCCUUCAGGAUGAGAGAUGCUGUCAUACUUAGCAGUCUUUCUGCUCUCUCCCACAUUAUUGUUCUGAGCAUUGUUGUGCCAAAGAAUUCUCCGAAAGAAAAGGAAUCUGUUCUCUAUCAGUUACUUGCCAAUGCGGUCAUUUUUCUUUGUGGUAACUUGAUGGGUGCCUUUCACAAACGCCAAAUGCAGGUGGCUUCAUGGGACUUGUAUAGAUACACAUUAAAGUGCAUUCAGGUCCGAAUGAAACUGAAGAUCGAAAAGAGACAACAAGAAAAUUUGCUUCUGUCUAUCCUGCCAGCUCACAUAUCUAUGGAAAUGAAAUUAGCGAUCAUAGAGCGACUAAAGGAAACCAAUGAUAACAGGCAAAUGCAUGACAACAAUUUCCACAGCCUCUAUGUAAAAAGGCACCAAAAUGUUAGUAUUCUCUAUGCAGACAUUGUGGGAUUUACUCGCCUGGCCAGUGACUGCUCUCCUAAGGAACUGGUUGUGAUGUUGAAUGAACUUUUUGGGAAGUUUGAUCAGAUUGCAAAGGAGAAUGAAUGCAUGAGAAUAAAAAUUUUGGGGGACUGUUACUACUGUGUGUCAGGCCUACCUGUAUCCUUACCGGUUCAUGCCAGAAACUGUGUUAAAAUGGGCCUCGAUAUGUGUGAAGCGAUAAAGCAAGUGAGGGAAGCCACGGGCGUGGAUAUCAACAUGAGGGUUGGCAUCCACUCCGGGAACGUGCUCUGCGGCGUCAUCGGCCUGCGCAAGUGGCAGUACGACGUGUGGUCCCACGACGUGUCCUUGGCCAAUCGCAUGGAGUCCGCGGGAGUGCCAGGUCGUGUGCACAUCACUGAAGCAACGUUAAAUCACCUAGGCAAAGCCUAUGAGGUAGAGGAAGGGAAUGGGCACCUGAGGGAUCCCUACCUUGAAUCCAUGAACAUCAAAACCUACUUAGUGAUCGAUCCAAGGUCCAAACAGUGUGUGUCAAAUAAUCAUCUCCCUAAAACAAGAGUUAACGAUGGGCUGAAGAUGCGAGCGUCGGUGCGGAUGACGCGGUACCUGGAGUCCUGGGGAGCAGCCAGGCCCUUCGCCCACCUCAACCACAGAGAGAGUGUGAGCAGCGACUCCUCCGCUUCGCAGGGAAGGCGAAGGAAGGAAAUACCUUUAUGUUCCACUGGACGCCAAAGGACUUCAGAUAGGAAUUCGUCUCAGAAGGGAAGGAUAGAGGAAGAUAUUUAUGAUGAAAUGAUGUCAACCAUUGAGGGCCUCAGUUCAACUAACCCCUGGUGUGGCAAAUCUGAUGACUUCUGCGGAUUCUCCCUGAUUUUUGCAGAACCUGCUCUUGAGAAAGAGUAUCGGACUAUUCCUAUUUUAAAACUGAAGAGUUACUUCGUGUGUGCCAGUUUUGUGUUUCUCUGUAUAUUUCUGAUACAGAUCUUUAUAAUGCCAAAAACUGCAAAACUGGGAAUUUCCUUUGGUGUUGUUGCAGUCAUAAUUGCACUUAUUUUGUUGGUGUGUUUUGCUGAGAAAUGGAUGAAAUGCUGCUCAGAACAGUGGCCUUUCUUGCAUCGUGUUUGUGCUAUCUCAGAAACAGUGGAAACGAUGCCUUUGCUUAGGCUUCCUUUAGCAUUCAUCACCAUAGGUGCCUUGCUGAUUAUAGCUAUUUUUAAUUUGACUACUGAAGGAUACAACCCUGCAAACGCUACCGCGUCAAACAGCCUGUACACCACCACCUCUCCUUUUGGGAAUACAGCUGAAUACUGCAUUGAGGAAACUUAUUACACCUACUGCUGCAUAUUAGCGUUCAUUGCUUGCUCUGUGUUCCUCCAAAUGAGCUUCGAACUCAAAGUUCUGCUGCUGUCCAUUGCUGUGACCGUUUACCUCAUCAUUUUCAAUACCCUCCAGCAUAUUCACAUGAGCGUCCCUGUGAAUGAUACCAGGUUUUUCAUGAAAGACCCGGGAAUAAUGACUAACUUAUAUCUGGUCCUAUUUUACGUAACCCUAAUUCUACUUGCAAAGCAGAUUGAUUAUUAUUGCCGACUAGAUUGUCUUUGGAAGAAUAAGUUUAAAAAAGAACAUGAACAGUUUGAAACGAUGGAGAACGUUAACAGGCUUUUGCUGGAGAACGUGCUUCCAGCGCACGUUGCUGCCUAUUUCAUUGGCGAAAAAAGGAAUGAGGACUGGUAUCAUCAGUCUUACGACUGUGUCUGUGUCAUGUUUGCAUCAGUACCAGAUUUUAAGGUGUUUUAUACUGAAUGCGAUGUCAAUAAGGAAGGCCUGGAAUGUUUGCGGCUGUUAAAUGAAAUCAUUGCUGAUUUUGAUGAGCUGUUGUUAAAACCUAAAUUUAGUGGUGUUGAAAAAAUUAAGACCAUCGGAAGCACCUACAUGGCAGCAGCCGGCCUCAGCGUCACGCCGGGCCAGGAGGGCAACCAGGAUAAGGAGAGGCAGCAUGCUCACAUUGGGAUUAUGGUGGAAUAUGGAAUUGCCUUGAUGAACAAACUGGAUGGCAUCAACCGACAUUCCUUCAACAACUUCCGCUUACGGAUUGGUAUAAAUCAUGGCCCAGUGAUUGCUGGUGUGAUUGGUGCCCGGAAACCUCAAUAUGAUAUUUGGGGCAACACAGUUAAUGUCGCCAGCAGAAUGGAGAGCACAGGAGAGCUUGGCAAAAUCCAGGUGACAGAAGAAACAAGUAAAAUACUACAGGAGUUGGGCUAUUCAUGCGAAUGUAGGGGACUCAUUAAUGUCAAAGGCAAAGGAGAACUAAGGACUUACUUCGUGUGCACUGAGACAGCCAAAUUCCAAGGUAUUGGACUGAACUGAGGCUAUGACAAAGUUCAUCAAAGUAGGCUUAGAACUGUCUUGCUUCUGUGAAGAGUUGGAAUUUCCCUCCUUAUGUGAAGGAGAUUAUUCUAAAACUAUAGCCACGCUAUUCAUACUUCUGCUACAUCUCAAAAUAGGAGAAGGAUAUGUUUUGAAAGAAGUUCUGAAAAUUUCCUAGGAGACACACAGCCAGCCUGUGAACAGGACUACCUUUCCCUGAGAUAACUUGAGGUUGUACCUGGAGCUGAACUCUUUUCGGGUUCCUUUCCCUACCUGCACUGUGGGAGUGCAGCAGCAGUAACAAUCUGUGGGGAUGCACUGCACAGUUGAUAACCACGUUAAAACAUUCCAGAGCUUCCUUCCCGGGCGCCUGUGCCAGCAGUGCUGUAUCUGCCGCCGGCGAGGGCACGCAGUGGCCACUGCACACCCUGUCCUUCAUACAAACAGGCUUCGUGUCAGAAGACUGCUCAGUGAUGGGAAGAGCAACGCGUGUAAAUGCAAACGUACUGUAGCUCAGUUGUGCUGAGCUCCUCUGGGGAAAAAUGCACAGUAUUGGAUCACUAUUUCAUUACUUUAGCCUCCUUCAUAGCAGUACCUUGUAUUACACAAAUGUAUUCCUCACUUGCCAUUUCUCGGGAGUAGCUUUCAUCUAGUUCCAAGUAUUUACAUUGUAAUACAUGGUCCCCUUUGUGCUUCUGUAUUCAGCAGCUGCAUGCAGAUUUGUACACUGGCAGCCAAAAGUGAUCUUUAACCUUCUGUCUCUAAUUGACAAAAGUUGUACCUGAUCUUGAGGUGCUGUGAGCACCUGCAGUUUAUUCUGCCCUCUUGGCUAGAGAUGGCUUGAUGUCCCAGGGGGAUUCUGUGUGCUCACUGCUUGCUUGAAGGCUUUUGUAGAAGAAGAAAAUCUAUUUUGAAUCGUUCUGAAGCUGAAGAAUGAAGAACAGAAGUAAGAGGAUACUGGUAGAGACAGCAGCAGACAGACCUGCAUCUGACGUGGCUUGCUUCUGGUCUCAGUUCUUCCAUUUGACUAGCCGUGGCUGGGUGCCUGGGCGUGAAAGAAUCAAGUGUUGAAGAUCACCAAAGGAUGUGAGGACAAACACCCAGAACAGAACUGUUUCAGCAGAGCUCAGGGCUGCCGGGAUUGCUCCAGAGCAUUUGUAAGCACUGACUUACUGUAAACAGGGCAUAGCGUGUGAAGUCUUCGGUUUUAUCUUUUUUUGUCCUUUUAAAUUUUUUUUUUCCUAUUACUGGUUUUUGCUAAUUUCUCAAUAAGCAAUUUUCUACUUACUGCACUCAAUCUAAUUCUUUAUGUUGAUGAAGAUGAUAGUAUUCUGCAAGGGUAACACCUUGUACCCAAAUACACGUACUAAUUAAGGAAGGAUUUUCCCCCAUGCAUGCAACAUGGGGUAUGAAUGAGAGUUCAACCUCUGUUCUGUCAAGCCUUACCCUUCUACAAAGCAUCACUUACUAAUAUUUUGGGGUUCAGUACUAAACCAUACAGGAACAAUGUUUAACAAGCAGUCGUAUGCAUCACUGCAGCUUUCUAAUUACUAUGUAAUUUCUUUAGAAGACAAAGUGACUAUGUUUCAAGACGGGAACAAAUCUAAAUAUUUUCUAACUGUGACAAAGGAUUAUGGCCUUUGCCACUUUGGUAGGUCAAAAGUAUGUUCAUAAUAGUCUCCAACAGAAAAUAUCAUGCUUUGAGGUUGUCUGGUUCAUGCGUGGACUCUGCUGAAGAGGGAAGUUUAAUACUUGGUGUCUUUUGUCCUUGGUGUCAGUAUCAGGUCAGUGUUGUAGUUGAGUCAACUUUCCAACAGCUUCUACUGCUUUUGUGUGUUGUCUGUUUGUAACAGCAGAUGCUCACCAAGCAUUUGCUCUGAGAUAUUUAUUUAUUGUUUUGUAUGGACCAUGCCCAAGUCAACGGCUCCUUGUGGCCGCCUUGGGCGUUGUGUGGGAGGUAGUGACUCCUGGCAUCAUUAAUAUAUUUUGAAGAGUGCACUAUGCACACGGAUAGAGCUGGCUCUGAAGGGUUUCUGUUCACGCUAGUAGUAGACUGUAGAUAUAAGUUAUCUGUGAAAGAAAAUUCUGUACAUUAACAGCAUUUUGAAAUGCUUUUGUUUACAUUAUGUUGCCUGUCAGGCUAGUUGCUUGGCCAUAACUUAACCUCAUUUAUGAAAGGGGUAUAAAGAGCAAUAGCUUUUGAACUGGAUGGCAUAGUUUUUUAUUGCAAUUUUAAAAGGAUCUAGGCUAGACAAAAGACUGGAUAAUCUGUGUAAGGUCAGGAAGACCCAGGAAAAGGGGCUAUAUCUGAGGAUAACUUUCAAAUUUCCCAUCAGAACUGGAACUGCAUAAUAUGAGAGCUAUAUUCAACCACAGGAAAAGUUCAGUGUAACAGGUAACUAUACGUAAAUAUCUUUAGCAGUCCUUUCUCAAGAGAACUGUGAACAUUAAAAUGAUUUCUUCAAUCUUGUUUAAAAAUCCUUUUUUAUAGCAUUACUGUUUUCCUGAACUAAAAAGCAGUGCUGUAUCUAAUUUCAAAAGCUAAUAACAUCAUGAAUUAAUAAAGAACAAAC